UCAAGCUUAGCAUAGUGUGGGGCAACAGCAACAACAAGCAUAAUUAAUAUAUGCAUAAAAGAAGAAACAAAAAAUAAGAAAAGAAGAAAUAUCGUCAGCACCGUAGCUACAACAAUACCAUUGACGACAGCUACGGCUAGUUGACAAUGUUUGUGGUGUUGGUGUUACUUUUGUGCACAUUGAACAGGGGGGACAAGGCGAUGAGAAGUGACAAACCAAAAAAAAAACUCGUCAUAAGUGGGGCCACAGGUGAAUUGGAGUGGAUUGCUUUAAGGCGGGUCCCACACGCUCUUCUCGGUCGAUAACUCGUAUGCGUGUUCGUUCGUCUAUUGCUUAUUAAAUUGUUGACUGGCUCACUAGUUGUGGUAUUUAAUUUCCAUUGUGUUGAGCGUAUUAGAAGCACACAAUUAGCACUGCCGCCUAACAAUUAGCAGACGUGAGCGUGUUUAAGCCUGGAACACAGUUCCAGACCACCUUCAUAGCACAGGGCGUGUGCCCAUGCCAUUUAGUUAGUCUUGCUCGUGGCGUACGUACGCGAAUAAGUUUGCUGUGUUCGUUUUUAGUGUAUGAUGUUAACCGGAAAAUAUGUGUCAAUCCGCAAACAAUAAUAGCUGCAGUAAACAGCAGUGCCGGCAAAGCCUUUAACGCCCACCGACUCAUUGUGUGUAUAUAAGCUGAAUUUGAAGUAUAAUAAUUAACUAACUACAUGUUACAAUUAACGGCGCAUACAAACAUAUAUACCUAAGUGUACGAAAUUUUGUGCGUUAGCAAUUGAAAGUAUCGCUGCAGUCAUACCAUACAACAAGAAAACGUAUAUAUAGAUGACUAUAUACUAAUAACAAUAUAAUUAUAAUUGUUACAAUGCAAGAGCUGCAACAGAAAUCUACAACCAAAAGCGUGUUCGCCAUUAAAACACUAAUUAGCUGCAGCACGUUAUGCCUUCUACUACUACUGCCACAUGCCGUACACGCUUGGAUGCCCGAUGUGCGCCCAGAUUUGCAACCUAAGCAAGAUAAAAUCAUUGCCAAGUUCCUGGGCAACAGCACGGAUUAUUUUAAAAUUUUGGCCUACGAUGAUGUCACCAUACUGGUGGGUGCUAAAGACAUGAUGUACAACAUCAGCAUGGAUGGUUUACAUGAACUCAGUCGCCUGGAAUGGUUCUCAUCCGAUGCCGAUCGCGAAUUGUGCGCACUAAAGGGUAAAUGUGAAACUGAUUGCCACAACUACAUACGCGUAUUUGCACGCCUCGAUGGUGGGCAAAUCUUGUUGUGUGGCACCAAUUCUUAUAAACCGCGCUGUCGCCAUUAUGCGCCCGCCACAAGUGAACUGAGCGCAGCCGGUGGUUCCGGCCAACGGUAUGAGAUUGUACGCGACGUGGAAGCGCAAGGUCUUUGCCCAUAUAGUCCGGCACAUAACAGCACCUAUGCCUAUGCGGACGGUCAACUUUAUAGUGCCACCGUUGCUGACUUCUCGGGUAGUGAUCCAUUGAUAUAUCGCGAAAAUUUACGCACCGAACAGUACGACUUGAAACAGUUAAAUCAACCAGACUUUGUGGGUGCUGUGGAGCGUGAUCGUUAUGUUAUGUUCUUCUUUCGUGAAAUUUCAAUGGAGUAUAUGAAUUUCGGCAAGACAAUUUACUCAAGAGUCGCUCGCGUAUGCAAGAACGAUCGUGGGGGUCCAUAUUCACUCUCCAAAAGUUGGACUUCAUUUUUGAAAGCGCGACUAAAUUGCUCUGUACCUGGCGAAUUUCCUUUCUACUUCGAUGAAAUUCAGUCAAUCACACCCAUUGUCGAAAGUGGGUCAAAUUCACUCAUCUAUGCCGUCUUCACAACCUCUGUGAACGCCAUACCCGGUUCAGCGGUGUGUGCGUUCAAUGUAAAUGAUAUUAUGGACGCUUUUGAGGGCAGUUUUAAAUCGCAAAAAGAUAGUCAAUCACAAUGGCUACCCAUACAGGAUGAACAAGUGCCGGAAUCACGUCCAGGUAAGUGUGUCGAAGAUUCGCGAAUGCUAUCGAGCAUUGCGGUGAAUUUCGCCAAAACCCAUCCAUUAAUGGAGACUGCUGUGCCCGCGGUUUACGGACGCCCACUACUCACGAAAGUAAAUUUACACCAUCGACUUACCACAAUCGCUAUUGAUGCACAACUCAUGGCAUUAAAUGGUGAAUACUAUGAUGUUAUCUACUCCGGCACAGAUGAUGGCAGAAUAACAAAAUUUAUUAACAUACCUACACCCAUUCAGGCUAGCGGUUCCACAGGUGUGGGCAAAUUAAAAACAGUUCUUAUCUCUGAGAUGCAAGUACUGCCUUUGGGUGUACCGGUGCGUGAACUGGUCGUUUCCUCGAAAACCAAUCGUUUAUUAGUCGUUAGUGAUGGCAGUUUGGUUACAGUGCCUUUGCAUCAUUGUGGACAUAUUGUAGACUGUUUGGGUUGUCUCAGUCUUCAAGAUCCAAAUUGCGCUUGGGAUCAGCAGAAUCAUGAGUGCAAAAGUAUUACACCCAACAACAUCAAAUUUGGCACAAAAGCCUUCCUUCAGAGCUUGAAUACUACCAAAAAAGCAGCAGCAUCGCUUUGUCCAAAGUACACACGUGGCACACUCAUGGCUGACGGCCCAAUUGUUAGUAGCGGUAUUGUGGCAAGUCCGGGCAUUGACUUGGUUACAGCACAACAACAACCACAAGUUGAUGAAGAAUUGCACAGCAAAAAGUUUCACUACACAAAAGUGAGUGCGGUUAAGAGCGUUCCAGUUGGCGCAAGUAAAGCCUCAGCGGAGAGUGGCGUUUCUGCAGUCGACGAAGUACCCUCUGAUAAAGUAACUGAUUUGGAUGCAAGCACAGGCGCUGGCAAUGAUUACUUGCUGAACAGUUUUAGCGAUGGAAAUAAAAUAACAUUACAAUCGGUGGAUCCCAAUGAGCUCAUGAACACUCUGAGUGGUCCAUUUCUUUCACAAGAUGACAGAAAAGACAGACAAUUAAAGGUCGCCGGCAAGAGCUUAUGUUGGGCCCUCUCGUUUAUCGCUUUCGUUGUGGGCGUUAUUGUUGGAUAUUAUACCUCAAAACGGUUGUGUAAAGCAACGUCACUACAUGCAAAUCACCGUAAUCAAUUCACCUCGAAUUCUCAAUUCACCGUAAAGCAUCAUAAUAAUGGCAAAGAUGUCAAUCUGCUAAUGAAUCCGAACCAUUUUUCCAGUCUUAAAAAACCCAAUCUCGAUUUAGAGAAGGAUCGCAGCCAUGAAUGCAAGAACUCUACAGAAAAUCUUGAAAAGGAAAUACCCUGCAAGACGUCUACUUUAACGAAGGUUAAACGCACAUAUAUAUAAUCUAUGGCGUAUUUGCAACCCAUUGCGAAGCAUUGAGUUGCGUUUAGAAAACUAGUUGAAUUUUUUUAGAAUAGUUAUAUAUAUAUUUUUUUUUGUUGGAAAAGAUUUUGUUUAAGAUUUUUCUUGUAUGGAAAUAGUGUGAAAUGCGCGGUGUGUUGUAUGACUGUUGCAAAUUAGUCUAGACAAAAUUACAUUUUACGAAAGACGUUUGCAUUGGAGGUAUAAGUGAUUUGUAUAAUGUAAACUUAAACCGUCUAAACGCAUGCAUCUAAAGGCUAUGAACAGUUAUGCAUUAAGUGUGCAAAUGCAAACUCCUGAACGAGCUCAGUUAAGCUGUAAACAAAUUGUGUCUUAAUUAGAAGUGUAUGGCAACCUUUCAACGACGCGCACUUGCCUUGCUGAUUUGCACACAUGCGCACGCCAUGUGCAUAGCCUAUGUCAUUGCGAGUCUUAAUUUUUAUGUAAUUUUAAUAUUAAGUAAAUGUAGUUUUUAAGUUUAUUGAUUAAUGUGAGUCUAAUUACAUAUUACGAGAAAACUGAGGUUAAAGUGAGUUUUUGCUUUUUCUUUACAAUAACACAUUACAAUUAAGUACAAAUAUAAUUACAAGUCCGUGUGCGGGUGUGAAGACAGACAUGUGUUUAGUGUUGCGGAUGACAAACGCAAAAGUUGGGUGAUUUUAUUUGUCUAUACAAAAAACAAGAAAGCGUAUACUCAUAAUACAUGCCACCAACUUUCAACUCUGAACACUUUAUUUGAACCCGCAAGCACAUGUAUCUCAACACUUGUAUCGUAAACAUAUCGAAUAUCUUUACAAUUUAUACAGCUCUAAUGAGACUUUUGCGAACGUUUUGGUUUAACGCAAAUAAAAUGGCUACAACAUGAUAGUGUUUGUAGUUUGAGGCAAUUUGGCUUCCUUUUGGCUAUGAAGUUGAUUUUCGUCUCAUCACUAACACUACGAAUUUCAACUUAAUACAUACAAUAACACCGCACAAUAUGCGAACAAUUGCUAUAAAGCAUAAUAUUAGAUAAUAGUAAUAACUCAAUAAUAUUACAAAGGCAAACGAGUAUUAUAAUUAGACUGAACGCUUGACGAACAAAAGCAACACAUGGUCAAAUAAUACAUUUAUAUUUAGUUGGCAGACUCUGGUCUAUACUAUGGCAAAAAGCAACCCGCGAAAACAUAUGAGAAUUAUGUGACUAGCCCGUUUUUUUUUUUUGUAUUGCAAUCAUGCUCUUGGCUAAUUUUGCGCAUCAUCAUCAUGGUGAACAUCGCCACUAACAUCUUCAACGCUUUCACGCGCGUUGAAUUGCGCUUGAUAUUCAUGGAUGUAAACAGCGACUUUUGUCAGCACUCAUUUGCUUGAGUACCCUCCAAUUGUACUUCUACCACUUUCACGCAGCAUUUUUCCUUACUUUUAUUUUUUUUUUUGUCUACAUAUGCACAUUUCCAGCUAUUUGUCUGUCGUGCGUGUGAGUCCAUUUGAUGCAUAAACACUUGAGACAAUUGUAUAAUUGUAUUCUAUUAAAUGGCUAGUAAUUUAUUCAAGGUCAUUACACUGCAUAAAACUCCCAUAAAUAGUAAACGUAAUGAAUGAAAGUAGUCUAUUAUCUAUUCUUUGUUGAAUAAAUUGUUUGCGAAUCAAAUUAAAACGUAAAUUUUCUGCACUGAUCAUAAAUUAAAAAAAAUAAACAACACAUUUCAUUUUUAUAACAAACAAAUAGUCGCUCAUUCAUCAAUACUUCAUAGUUUGCUUUUUAGUUUAAAUAACUCUGAAUUUUCACCAUCAUUCAUACAUUAACUAAUAGCUAGCGAGUAUUAAUAUAUUACAAACAAAAUCGUAAAAGAAGCUCAAUUAGUUAGGAAUUGAAUUGGUAUAUAUAAUAUAAAUAACUAAAAUAAAAAAGGGUGUAUAAAUUGGUAACAAAAGAUUUAGGAACAAAAUUUGUAUAUAGUAUAUAUUAAGAUGAAAUUACAAAUAUCAUUGGAAAAUGCUGCCUUCGAAAUUUAAUGCCAAUUGACAAUAGAAACGAUAUGUGCAAAUAAAAUUUUUAAAACAAAAUCAUCACAUUAAAUGAAAAAUAUUUGUAGCUCGUCAAAAUACAUCAUAAAUUGACGAAAUUUGUCAGAUAAAGCUUUUGCAACACCCAGCAUAAAUUAAGUACAUACAAAUUGAAGAGAUUUCAAAAUGUGAAGCCUUAAAACCUAUGAUAAAUAUUAAAUGUAUGCAUAUAUAUUUUCUUGCAUAGACGUACUAGUUAGAAAGUUAGUCCGUCCGAUUAAGGAAUAUUUUUAGUAAUAAAUAUGUAUGUAUCUAUGAUGAAUAUUUACAAUAUAUUUUAUACAGCUAUACAUAAAUAAUGUAUUAGGUUAGUUUGUUAGUGAUUCUAGAAGUAUGUAAGCUUAAGAAUACAUUCGUAGAUAUAUUUCGCUAAUGGAAAUACUAUAUAUAUAUUUCUUUUUAUAGUAUAAUUAUUUGCAAUUAUAAAACAUUGUUAUAUCAAACACGCACAUAAAUUUGACGCGUCGAUUUAUUGUUUUAUACUCGAAUUUAGAUUAGUCUAUCUUUUUUAAACAAAACAAAAAAAAGUUGUGAUAGAUUUAAAAAAAAAAAUUGUUUUUCAACAUACAAAUUAUAUUCAAUCGAUUGUACGAUUUUGAUUGGUUUUAAAACGAAAACAAUUUAUCGGCGGGGUCUUCCUAAUGGUUUUCAGGCCAAAACAAGCUUAAAACAAUUUCAAUAUGCUCGUUGCUGGAAGAUAAAAUUUGUAUCCGUCUUUUUAUUUCAAUAAAUAGAGUGCUUUUCAAUAAA
Messenger RNA from Bactrocera latifrons, 6126 nucleotides. Its product is annotated as semaphorin-1A. Bases 862 to 3315 code for a protein of 817 amino acids. Gene Ontology annotation, biological process: neural crest cell migration; semaphorin-plexin signaling pathway; positive regulation of cell migration. The record is from RefSeq and is a predicted model, not a curated record. NCBI's taxonomy places the organism in Eukaryota, Metazoa, Arthropoda, Insecta, Diptera, Tephritidae. The transcript has 8 exons. Gene Ontology annotation, molecular function: chemorepellent activity; semaphorin receptor binding.